UAACCUUCACCUACAUUCCGCAUCUCGCAUUCCCUUCGCUCUAUCUCCCCUAUAGUUAUUCACAACUACAAUUGCAAUCAAAAUGGUAACUUGCAGCAAAAUGUGGCGAGAUAUGCAUCCCGCUCCUACGCUCAACUCCGCGGAGGCUCCAGAAUUCUUUCUCAACAAUGUCUUGUUUAACGACCUUAAGGUUGACAAUUCGAUUUGGAAUACCAGCUAUCCGUUCUCCAUGUUAUCCUUGGCCACAUUCGGGAAGAAGUACACUAUCGAACAAGACUUGAUCCAAUUCAACCUAGGAGGUUGUGCUGGUAUACCUGCUACUCUCGCGUCUUGUGACGUGCAAGAUGGUGAUUCUCUUGUUGACCUCGGAGUUUCUGAUCGUGAAGAUGUUUGGGCCUACUUCUAUUGGCCAGCUUACCCAGGGGUUGUCUUCCCCGCGAAUCUCCGUCACGCAUCUCCGUACACUCGUCAAGAGCUCGCUGAGAACAUCCUCCGUUGUAUGGAAGACUGGCACCAGCACAUGGUCUUAUCUGAAGGCUGUAUACGUCGUUGCAAGAUCAAGCCCUUAGCCUUUGAUUCCUGGAACCUUUCGUCAUUUGUUGUGGACGGCCUCUUGCCAUUAGACGAUGAAAAGAAGCAUUACCUCGUAUGCGUCACUUGGGGAAGGUAUAACAAUCAUCCUCACGAAUAGAGCUUAUGAGCGGUGCCGUCGCUCCAUUACUCGGCUUGACCUCC
Messenger RNA from Somion occarium, 735 nucleotides. Lineage: Eukaryota; Fungi; Basidiomycota; Agaricomycetes; Polyporales; Cerrenaceae. The record is from the annotation of a GenBank genome assembly.